Molecule: messenger RNA, 504 nt
Organism: Aspergillus puulaauensis
Lineage: Eukaryota; Fungi; Ascomycota; Eurotiomycetes; Eurotiales; Aspergillaceae
Gene: YPI1
Product: PPP1R11/YPI1 family protein
Exons: 2
Coding region: 1-504 (167 amino acids)
Cellular component (GO): nucleus
Molecular function (GO): protein phosphatase 1 binding; protein serine/threonine phosphatase inhibitor activity
Source: RefSeq, a predicted model, not a curated record
AUGUCGCAUGGCCGCCAACAUAUCUCCCAAAACCCAACAUCUAGCUCCCGCGUUUCCUCUGUCUCUCGAGUACAAGAUAAUACGUCAAAUAUCCAGGUAACUGGAACGCUAAGGCUAAGAGCAGAGGGAGAUACUUCGGAUACUCGUGAUCAAACGCCAGCACGGCAUAUUCGGUGGAGCCAAGAUGUGGUAGAUAAUGAAGGAAUGGGAAAGAAAAGCUCAAAAGUAUGCUGCAUCUACCAUAAGACGAGACCUGUUGGAGAAAGUAGUUCGGAAUCAGAGUCCUCGGAAUCAGAAUCGUCCGAUUCGGACAGCGAUCGGGGGGCUGGGGCUGUGAGGUCUAAGAAGAACUGCAGACAGCAUAACCAUGACCAUGGUGGCUCUCAGUCGUCACCAGAAAGAGCGCGAACGCCUGGUGACCAUGGCCCCGACGACGAGAAACGCCAACGAAGAAAGCCUGGUCCAAAUGCCUACGAAAAGAUGCCCAAAUUUACGAAGAGCUAA